This is a messenger RNA of Opisthorchis viverrini, 192 nucleotides long. RefSeq lists its product as hypothetical. NCBI's taxonomy places the organism in Eukaryota, Metazoa, Platyhelminthes, Trematoda, Opisthorchiida, Opisthorchiidae. The transcript has a single exon. The coding region runs from base 1 to 192 and encodes 63 amino acids. The record is from RefSeq and is a predicted model, not a curated record.
AUGGCUCCUGGGUACCCCCCUACCACUCGAGUGCGUCAAUCUUACAAUGACCCACAAAAGUGCAAAAUAGCACAAUGCAAGGAGAAUGACGAGCAAAGCUAUCGGUACUCCGGCCUACAUGAAGCCCAUCAGGCCGAUGAAAGUGAACAUCUUGCAAGACCUCAAGGAAUUUCUUGGACGGGAUUACAAUAA